Physeter macrocephalus (sperm whale) is the source of this 4171-nucleotide messenger RNA. It is a transcript of the gene NR3C2, whose product is annotated as nuclear receptor subfamily 3 group C member 2. Gene Ontology annotation, biological process: regulation of transcription by RNA polymerase II; nuclear receptor-mediated steroid hormone signaling pathway. Bases 455 to 3406 code for a protein of 983 amino acids. Lineage: Eukaryota; Metazoa; Chordata; Mammalia; Artiodactyla; Physeteridae. Gene Ontology annotation, molecular function: nuclear receptor activity; zinc ion binding; estrogen response element binding. The record is from RefSeq and is a predicted model, not a curated record. Gene Ontology annotation, cellular component: nucleus; chromatin. The transcript is spliced from 9 exons.
CGUGGAGACUUGCUUCCCUCCGGGCCAAUGGGAAGGGCCCAGGGAGGCGGGAUAGCAACCUGAACUUUUUAUCUGGACAUGUGACCGGCUUUUAAAAGGGCCGGCCCUGGAGCUGGCCCACUCCCCCUCCGGGCUUUCGCCCGCCCUCUCGAGCUCUCUCCCUCCCCACUUCGCCCGCCCUGGCCCUACCCGUGCCCCCUUCUCUCCGCCCCUCCGCGCCCGGGGUGUCAUUGGACUGGGAAGACGUAAGCCAACUUCAGGCCGCUCGGAGGAAACGCGUGCAGUCACCUGGGUGCAAGAGCGUUGCUGCCUCGGACUCUCCCGCUGCAGGGAGAGCGGCACUCGCUGGCCUGGAUGUGGUUGGAUUUAGGGGGGCUCCGCAGCCGGAGUGUCGUGGCGUUGGCAAGCGCUGCAACAGGUAGACGCCGUGAGACGGACCCCGGCCGAGGCAGCUAUGGAAACCAAAGGCUACCACAGUCUCCCUGAAGGUCUAGAUAUGGAAAGACGGUGGGGUCAAGCUUCUCAGCCUGCGGAGCGUUCUUCCUCGGGACCUACGGAGCGGACCGAUGAGAAUAAGUACAUGGAGGUCGUCAACAUAAGCUGUGUUUCCGGUGCUAUUCCAAACAACAGUACUCAAGGAAGCAGCAAAGAAAAACAGGAACUUCUCCCUUGCCUUCAGCAAGACAAUAAUCGGUCUGGGAUUUUACCAUCUGUUAUUAAAACCGAGCUGGAAUCUAAGGAACUUUCGGCAACCGUGGCAGAGUCCAUGGGCUUAUACAUGGAUUCCGUAAGAGAGGCCGACUACGCCUAUGACCAGCAGAACCCACAAGGAAGCGCGAGUGCAGCAAAGAUCUAUCCACACGUCGAACAGAUGGUGAAAUUUUAUAAAGAAAACGGCCACCGUCCCUCCACUCUGGGGAGUGUGAGCAGGCCCUUGAGGUCCUUCAUGUCUGACUCGGGGAGCUCCGAGAACGGCGGGGUCAUGCGCGCCAUGGUGAAGAGCCCCAUCCUGGGUCACGAGAAGAGCCCCUCUGUUUGCAGCCCUCUGAAUAUGUCAUCUUCGGGUUGCAGCCCUGCCGGCAUCAGCUGUGUGUCCUCCACCUCGGCUAGCUUUGGCAGUUUCACAGUGCACAGCCCCAUCGCCCAGGGCACUCCUCUGCCGUGCUCCCCUAAUGUGGAGAAUCGGGGUUCCAGGUCACACAGCCCAGCCCACGCCAGCAACGUGGGCUCUCCUCUCUCCAGUCCGUUGAGUAGCAUGAAAUCCCCCAUUUCCAGCCCCCCGAGUCACUGCAGUGUAAAAUCUCCAGUCUCCAGUCCUAAUAACGUCAUUCUGCGAUCCUGUGUAUCCAGCCCGGCAAAUAUCAACAACUCAAGGUGCUCUGUUUCCAGCCCUUCCAACACAAAUAACAGAUCCACACUGUCCAGCCCAACUGCUAGUACCGUGGGGUCUAUCUGUAGCCCCGGAAGCAACGCCUUCAGCUACACUGCUUCGGGCACCCCGGCUGGAUCCAGUGCAGCCCGGGAUGCGGUUCCUAGUCCAGACACGCACGAGAAAGGUGCUCAAGAGCUUCCCUUUCCUAAGACUGAGGAGGCAGAGAGUGCAGUCUCCAAUGGUGUGACUGGCCAGCUUAACAUCAUCCAGUACAUAAAGCCGGAGCCAGAUGGAGCUUUUAGCAGCUCGUGUCUGGGAGGAAAUAGCAAAAUAAAUUCGGAUUCCCCAUUCUCAGUACCAAUAAAACAAGAAUCAACCAAGCAUUCGUGUUCGGGCACCUCUUUUAAAGGGAAUCCAGCCGUCAACCCCUUUCCAUUCAUGGAUGGCUCAUAUUUUUCCUUUAUGGAUGAUAAAGACUAUUAUUCUCUAUCAGGAAUUUUAGGACCACCUGUGCCCGGCUUCGAUGGUAACUGUGAAGGCGGUGGCUUCCCAAUGGGGAUAAAACAAGAACCGGAUGAUGGGAGCUAUUACCCGGAGGCCAGCAUCCCUUCAUCUGCCAUUGUUGGUGUGAAUUCAGGUGGACAGUCCUUUCACUACAGGAUUGGUGCUCAAGGUACAAUAUCUUUAUCGCGAUCAGCUAGAGACCAAUCUUUCCAACACUUGAGCUCCUUUCCUCCCGUCAAUACUUUAGUGGAGUCGUGGAAAUCACACGGUGACCUGUCAUCUAGAAGUGAUGGAUAUCCGGUCCUAGAGUACAUUCCAGAAAAUGUAUCAAGCUCUACUUUACGAAGUGUUUCCACUGGAUCCUCAAGACCUUCCAAAAUAUGUUUGGUGUGUGGGGAUGAGGCUUCAGGAUGUCACUAUGGUGUAGUGACCUGUGGCAGCUGCAAAGUGUUCUUCAAAAGAGCAGUGGAAGGUAAAUGUUCAUGGCAACACAACUAUUUAUGUGCUGGAAGAAAUGAUUGCAUAAUUGAUAAGAUUCGACGGAAGAACUGUCCUGCCUGCAGACUUCAGAAGUGUCUUCAAGCUGGAAUGAAUUUAGGAGCUCGGAAGUCCAAGAAGUUGGGGAAGUUAAAAGGGAUUCACGAGGAACAGUCACAGCAGCCUCCACCUCCCCCACCCCAGAGCCCAGAGGAAGGAACUACAUACAUUGCUCCCGCGCAAGAGCCCUCCGUCAACUCAGCGCUGGUUCCUCAACUCUCCACAAUUUCCCGAGCGCUCACACCUUCCCCUUCCAUGGUCCUUGAAACCAUCGAACCCGAGAUUGUGUAUGCAGGCUAUGACAACUCCAAACCAGAUACAGCCGAAAAUCUGCUCUCCACCCUAAACCGCUUAGCAGGCAAACAGAUGAUCCAAGUCGUGAAGUGGGCGAAGGUAAUUCCAGGAUUUAAAAACCUGCCUCUCGAGGACCAAAUUACCCUCAUCCAGUAUUCUUGGAUGUGUCUGUCAUCAUUUGCCUUGAGCUGGAGAUCGUACAAACAUACAAACAGCCAAUUUCUCUAUUUUGCACCAGACCUAGUCUUUAAUGAAGAGAAGAUGCACCAGUCUGCCAUGUAUGAGCUUUGCCAGGGGAUGCACCAGAUCAGCCUUCAGUUUGUCCGGCUGCAGCUCACCUUUGAGGAAUACACCGUAAUGAAAGUGUUGCUGCUUCUGAGCACAAUUCCAAAGGAUGGCCUCAAAAGCCAGGCUGCGUUUGAAGAAAUGAGGACAAAUUACAUCAAAGAACUGAGGAAGAUGGUAACGAAGUGUCCCAACAAUUCCGGGCAGAGCUGGCAGAGGUUCUACCAACUGACCAAGCUUCUGGACUCCAUGCAUGAUCUGGUGAGCGACUUGCUGGAAUUUUGCUUCUAUACCUUCCGGGAGUCCCAGGCCCUGAAAGUGGAGUUCCCAGCGAUGCUGGUGGAGAUCAUCAGCGACCAGCUGCCGAAGGUGGAAUCCGGGAACGCUAAGACCCUUUACUUUCACAGGAAGUGACGGGAGACAUCUCACCAGAAGAACUUUGCCUUAAGUUUCUCCGUGUUACUACACACCCACGAAGGACCCAAGAAAAUCAUAUUUUUGACACGUGAUGGUUGAUUCCUUGUUCAGCAGUUGCUCAAGUUGAAAAUCAUGUCAAGGGUUGGGAGGCAGGAGGGCAGGGUGACGUGGAUUUGGCGAGACCUGCACAGUCUGAAAGGUUCUUCCCUCUCCAACCCCCAGCACUUAGAAACACGUUCCUGUUCCUCUGGAUGAAAAGCCAUAUCUAGUCAAUAACUCUCUGAUUUUGAUAUUUUAACAGAUGGAAGUUUUAACUAUGCCAUGUAGUUUCUGGGAUCGUUCGCUUGUUUUAAAAGGGUUCAAGGACUAACGAACUUUUUCAAGCUCACCCUUGGUUUGCACAUAAAGCGUAUAGUCAAUAUGGGGCAUUAAUAUUCUUUCGUUAUUUAAAAAAAACAAAAACACAAAAAAAUAUAUACAGAUUCCUGUUGUGUAAUAACGGGGCACGUGGAGUGGACUAGCGACCCCCUGGGGGCACCGCUUCGCCCACGUCUUUCUGCAUCACUGGUAUCCACACCCUCUAGCCUCCAUUUAUUAUUUAAUUAGAACGGAUAAGAUGUUCAAACAAAUGCCUUGGUUUCAAUUUCUAGUAUCUAUUGUGUUGGCUUUACCAAUAAUUUUUGCAGUCUUUUGCUGUGCUGUACAUUACUGUAUGUAUAAAUUGUGAAGGACCUAAAAUAAGGUAUAAGGAACUUUUGUAAA